Messenger RNA from Brassica rapa (field mustard), 1862 nucleotides. RefSeq names its product transmembrane protein 45B. The record is from RefSeq and is a predicted model, not a curated record. NCBI's taxonomy places the organism in Eukaryota, Viridiplantae, Streptophyta, Magnoliopsida, Brassicales, Brassicaceae.
AAUAUUUGAUCAUUUUGUAAUAUUUAUAGAAGACAUGUUACAUUUUCAAAUGGUAGUGCCAUAACUAAAUUAAACAUAGUUAAAUAAAUCUUCUUCUUUUUCUUGAAUCUCAUAUUUUUGUAACUCUAUAUUCUAAGAAGUCACACUCGACUUUGCAUCUCUAAAACUUCGCGUCAAUUAUUAAGUGCAUGCACGAACCUUUGCAUCACUAUCCUAUAAAUAUUAAAGUUUAUAUCUUUUGAAAAUCAAAAGUUUAAAUAGGAAAAAGAAAAGUGAACCUGUAAAUGAAUAAGAUUACGUUUUGAUAACAAAAUUUAUUGGAGUAUUAUUCUAUGUACCCAAAUAUAUAUUAUAAAAUUUUAAUUUUUAAGUUACGUUUAACAUUUGAUUAACCUUUUGUAUCAAUAUGUAUGUAUAUCUUGGUUUAUGGCCUAAGAAAUACAAUUAAGACUUGAUUCAUAGGUAUGGGAGUACGUUUCUUUCUCACAAUUCAAUUAAGAUUCUUGAUUCAUAGGUAUGGGAGUACGUUACUUUUCGCAAUUAUAAAUUAUUACGUAUUGGCAAAGCCACUUUUUCUGCUUCUUUUUCCUCAACUUUUAUUUUAGUGGUAUGUUCCAUCACGCAACACAUAAGAUACCUCACCUGUAUAUAAAGGCUUCUUAACAAACACAUCAUUCAACACCAGUAUUAACCGGCGAAAAUUAAGAAUUAACAAGAUACACUAAAAAACAUUAGUAUGGGAACGUUUCUAGGACAUUUUGUGCCUGGUCUCUCACUUGCACUUCUUGGUCUUUGGCAUCUCUUCAACAUCAUAAGAUCUUACUGUCUUAAAGGCCCUGAAACUUUCUCUGCCAAGUUCUGGUUCCCUUUCCCUAAACUCAAACAUCUCGAGCUUGUCCUGAUCCUUUUCUUCUCCUUCUUCGCCAUCAUCCUCUUAACUAUAGACUUCCCUGAUUUCAACUUCUCCUCUUUCAAGCCAGACAACCUAGAACAUGCUUCCAUGUUCCUCCACCUCAUUAUCUUCGCAUGUUUCGCUCUCUUCUGCGAGCUAACCCUUUCCUCAGAUCUCUUCUCCGGUAUAAUAGGGAUCCUAUCUGCUUCUGUCUUUGCACAAGAACUCUUCCUCCUUCAUUUUCACUCCACUGAUCACUUAGGUCUUGAAGGUCACUACCAUUUCCUUCUCCAGCUCAUCGCUUUUGUCUCCUUUUCUUCGGCUCUAGCUUCUGCUUCUUUUCCGAAAUCAUUUUCUGCAGCACUAGUCCUCUCGGUUUCGGUUAUGUUUCAAGGAUGCUGGUUCUUGAACAUGGGUUUCAUGCUUUGGGUCCCAAGGUAUGUUCCUAGAGGUUGCGUAAGCAACACGACAGCAUCUGAUAACAGAAGUUUUGUUCAUAGCAGUGCGGUGGCUUGUGAGUCUCCUGGCGCUGAGGUUCGAGCAAAGGCUUUGGCGAAUCUUCAGUUUAGUUGGAUUUUGUCUGCUAUAUUGAUCAUUACUUGUGCCUUGUGUUUCAAGUUUUCCUGCAAAGUUAUGUUGCCUAAGAAUAGGUCGUCUUCGGAGUACGAGCGUCUUUGCCGCCAAGGAAGUGAUCGCUCUCCAGCCUUGACGGUGGAAGUAUCGCCUAGUUCCGAUCAAAAAUAGAUGGGCCUUUACUCUGUUAUCUUAAUAUAAUAAUAUGAUGUAAUAUGCAUGUACAUACACAAAUAAGUAGCCCUAAUAAUGACAUAAUAAGACCAUCUCAACUGUAUUUUUGAUAUUUUUCAUUUUAAAGUAGAAAACUUCUAUAAUAAAGAUAAAAUUUUCUCUAAUGUAUUUUUUACUGUAGCAAUUGUUCAAAAUAUAGAGUAUAAAUAGAUAUUACUUUUAU